Eucalyptus grandis is the source of this 1936-nucleotide messenger RNA. RefSeq names its product F-box protein PP2-B11-like. The transcript has 4 exons. Gene Ontology annotation, molecular function: protein binding. Lineage: Eukaryota; Viridiplantae; Streptophyta; Magnoliopsida; Myrtales; Myrtaceae. Bases 687 to 1826 code for a protein of 379 amino acids. The record is from RefSeq and is a predicted model, not a curated record.
CCACAACUCUCUCCCCCUCUUCUCUCUAUACUUCUCUUUUCUUUCCUCUUUCGUCUGCCAUGGCUCGAGCUCUGGCCGCUUCAGGUCGAGGAGGGACGGCGCGCUGCGGGACGGAGACUGCGUCGAGCUUCGUUUGCGGUGAGAUGGCUUGAGGCCGAGCUCGAAACUCGAGCGCUAACCAAAGCUCCGAGUUUGAGGUCGAGCGAGUGUCGUCCAUGGCUGGCUGCGAGUGUCGAACAAUACCCAGGAACAGGCGAGGACGACCCACGUGAUGAAAUCGCAUUAAAUAAGGAAACCAAAGCCGACCCAAUGCGCCUACGCGUCCGUUUACAAAACCCAUCUGCUCAUUUCCCUCUCCCAGCUCCGCGUCCGACCCCGCCUGGUGAGAUUCUUCAAGGAAGUUUGGGUUUUUACUUUUCAUUUCAUCUCCCCUUGUCCGUCUGCCCGUUCGGUUGUCGUCCCAGAGACCAUUUGGGAGAUGGGUUUGAUCUUCUCAAGCGAGUACCCGUUCCGCGGCCCCGCACAGGCGGUGACAGCCACGUAUGAGCGUCGGCGUGCUUGUGAGCAGGUCAGCCAUGAGCCAACUAGAGCUUGAGCCACGGCAGACGUAAGAGGAAACAAAAGAGAAGUAGAGAGAGAAGAGGGAGAGAGAGUAAAGGUGAGAGAGACCGAGUGUUAACGGAGAAAUGGUAGUUGACAGCUCAAGGUUGAAGGCCGAACAAGGCAAAGAGGAGAGAGGGGGAAAAACUUUUCAACUUCUAGGAGACUUUUUUUUCUGUACUAUCAUCUCGAUCGAAACGAGAACAUCGUCGGACCGGACCGACCGAGCUUUGAACGCGAUCGAUCGAUCAUCCCGACGAAAGAGAUGGUGGAGCUGGACGCGUUGCCCGAGGAAUGCAUCGCCCACGUACUCUCCCCUCACCACCCCUCUCGACGCCGCCCGCUCCGCCGCCGUCUCCCGCGCCUUCCGCUCCGCCUCCGACUCCGACGCCGUCUGGCACAAGUUCCUCCCCCCCGACCUCGACCUCAUCGUCUCCACUUUCUUGCCGCCGCCGCCUUUUGGGCCCUCGCUGGAUAGGAAGAAGGACGUCUUCCUACGUCUCUGCAAAGACCCUCUUCUCAUCGACUCCGGUCGCAAGAGUUUUGCACUUGAAAAAUGGAGCGGGAAGAAGUGUUAUAUAAUUGGCGCCAGAGAUCUGUCUAUAGUAUGGGAUGACACUUCUAGCUUCUGGAGAUGGAGUUCACUCCACGGCUCAAGAUUCCCAGAGGUGGCAGAGCUUGUAAGUGCACGCUGGCUUGAGGUUCACGCUAAGAUGGAGAUGCGACUUCUGUCUGCUGACACAUAUUAUGCAGCUUACUUCAUCUUCAAGUUUGUGCAUGGGAACUAUGGUUUUGAGAAUCAAGCAGUGGAAGUGUCCAUCUUUUGUGGUUCUGCAGGUCAACAACGCAAUAUAUAUUUUGAUCCUGAUGGGAGGUUGAGACAACGAUAUCAAACCCCGCACAAGAAAUCUCGGCAUGUGUUCCGCAAUGCAUCUGUGGCAAGAGUUAUUCGGGCUAGGGAGAAAAAAGCUCCUCAGGACCGAGGAGAUGGGUGGCAGGAGAUCAAUCUGGGUGAGUUUUUUGUGGAAAACCCUCCAACCGGGGAGGUUCAAAUAAGCUUGAUGGAGGUGAAAAGGGCAAAGUGGAAAUCCGGGCUAGUCAUCCAGGGGAUUGAGCUUCGUCCUACACAGAUGACUUCUCAAAAAAGGACUUCCCAAAAAAGCAGUCGUCAGCACAUAGGUCGACGGAGAUGUGGUGAAUGGGGAUACUGCGAAUGUUAUAGAUGAUUAUACUUCACAUAAAAUUUUACAGAAAAUAUAUUUACAAUGGGGGUGUUAGUAAACUGGAUUCUGUUCAAAGCUGUGUGAAUGUGCUUAUCCAAGAUGCAUUCUAUGUA